ACAGCAACUACAGCGAACACAUCCAGACCCUUUUCUGUUGACCGGAAAGCAGGGAGGAUAUUUUUUAGAAAAGGAGAUUGUCUUUUUUAAUAAAUGAGACAUGGAAACAGGUUCUUUCAUUCCUAAUUAUCCAGGAGUAGAAGGAGGCACACCUGAGGUGUCGGAGGUCUUUGGUAGAAACACACCGGACGUCCUUCAGAUGGCGGAUGAAAGUGAUGCUUGGUCAGAGGAGAUGGGCGAUGACUCUGUGUUCUACAGCGACGAGGAGCAAGAUCAGAAGGACAGAAGAGCUUUCCUGCCAAGUCAUUUUGGUGUCAAAAGGUGCCGACAACUUGUCAACAGUGUAGCAGAAGGGGAAACUCUUCAUCACAUCGAGGAGGAUCCAGGGGACGUUUUUAUUCACCACGGAAGCUUGGAAAAGCAGGCCAUGUGGACGAAAGAAGGAUUCCACAACCUCCACAUGUUAACCUCUCUACAGGCAGGAAAAGCACCGACUGAAUGUACAAAAAUGCUGCUGGAUGUUCAAACCAAGUAUGAUACAAGUACUCCAGAAGAAAAGGCUUCAGCAUCUUCCCACAACCUGCUAAAUCCACUUAUUGAGAAGAGCCAACAUCUGCCAAGAGCUGAAACGCAGAGGUCUAGAAACAGACGGCUUCAGCAGGACGCGGAAAUGGAGCAAAGCUUUCAAACUCGUCCAGAGUUUCUUCAGAACCCGAGCCGCUCGACUCUGCCUACCGUGAAGAAAUCCGGCUGCGACGGCUUCAACCACCUCACCUCCUCCAAAUACAGCACCGUGUCCUACCGCAAGAUCUGCAGAGGCAACACUCAGCAGAAAAUAAAAGACUAUGAGGUCAAGUUAAGGAAAAAGUGAAAUGUUUGUUUCAAAUAGAAAAUGAGAUUAGCAGUGCUUAAUUUAACAUAAAAUGUAAUAUAUUUGAAUUAUUUAUUUGCUUCUUCGUUGCUUAUAUGUAAAAACCAAAGAAAUAAAACUUCUUCUCAAGA
Oryzias melastigma (Indian medaka) is the source of this 1002-nucleotide messenger RNA. RefSeq lists its product as uncharacterized. The transcript is spliced from 2 exons. Bases 101 to 871 code for a protein of 256 amino acids. The record is from RefSeq and is a predicted model, not a curated record. Lineage: Eukaryota; Metazoa; Chordata; Actinopteri; Beloniformes; Adrianichthyidae.